AUGCAAGCCGCCGCCGACGCCGUCAAGAGCGCCGUCCAGAACACGGGCGCGUCGUCUUCCGGAUCCUCGACUGUCCAGGACAAGUUCUCGCAGGGAUGGAAGCCGGAUGCGAAUGCUGAGAAGGCGGCGCAGGGUGGAGACGACUCGCGCCCGCCCGGCACUCAGCACACCAUGAAGGACAAGCCCGUCGACGACAUCCUUGCUGACGGCACCCCGUACAAGCCUGCUGCCAAGCUCGAGGGCAAGGCGAUCCUCAUCACCGGCGGAGACUCUGGAAUCGGCCGCGCGACUGCCAUCCUUGCUGCUCUCGAAGGCGCCAACGUUGCCAUCGCCUACUUGCCUCAGGAGCAGAAGGACGCCGACGACACGAAGGCGUACAUCGAAAAGCGCACGAACAACCAGUCCAAGGUCCUCCUCCUCCCGCUCGACCUCAAGUCCGAGGCCAACUGCAUCAAGGCUGUCGACGAGACUGUCGCCAACUUUGGUCGCCUCGACGUCUUGUUCAACAACGCCGCCCAGCAGCUCGAGAACAAGGACAUCACGACGCUCGACUCGAAGCAAUGGGAGGACACCUUCCAGAUCAACAUGCACCACAUGUUCUACACCUCGAAGGCUGCGAUUCCUCACCUUGCCAAGACCAAGGGCAACAUCGUCAACAACGCUUCGGUCAACGCCUUUAUCGGCCGCCCCGACUUGCUCGACUACACCUCGACCAAAGGUUCCAUCGUCGCCUUCACCCGCGGUCUUGCGAACCAACAGGCUGAGAAGGGCAUCCGCGUUAACGCCGUUGCUCCCGGUCCGAUCCUCACCCCGCUUGUUCCUGCGACGUUCUCCCGCGAGAACCUCGAGGGCACCAACGCUGUCCCGCUCGGACGUACCGGCCAGCCUAUCGAGAUUGCGGCGCCUGUCAUCUUCCUCGCUUCCUCGCACGCUAGCUAUAUUACCGGGACGACGAUCAUGUGCAACGGCGGGCAGGCGAGUCCGCUUUCGCAGAAUAGCCGCUGCCAACGUCGCUGA
Molecule: messenger RNA, 1017 nt
Organism: Rhodotorula toruloides NP11
Lineage: Eukaryota; Fungi; Basidiomycota; Microbotryomycetes; Sporidiobolales; Sporidiobolaceae
Product: short-chain dehydrogenase/reductase SDR family protein
Exons: 11
Coding region: 1-1017 (338 amino acids)
Molecular function (GO): oxidoreductase activity
Source: RefSeq, a predicted model, not a curated record